Molecule: messenger RNA, 702 nt
Organism: Blepharisma stoltei
Lineage: Eukaryota; Ciliophora; Heterotrichea; Heterotrichida; Blepharismidae
Source: the annotation of a GenBank genome assembly
AUGGGCUCAGCACCUAGCAAGACGAGCAAAAUCCCUAGGCUUCGUCAAUCAGAAGUCCAAGAAUUUUCACGCCAAACAUUAUUCACAGUCGAAGAAGUUGAAAUGCUUUACAAACGAUUUUAUGAAGUUUCCAAAUCAGAAGUUGAUGAUGGCGUAAUUGAUUUCUCUGAAUUUUGCCUCGGCUUAAAACUGCCUGUUUCACCUCUUAUUUCUGACAGAGCUUUUCGAUUAUUUGAUGCUAAUGGAGACAGAGUUAUAAAUUUUCGAGAGUUUUUACUAGCACUGAGCACAUUUAUUUCAAAGAGUCAUGAAACUCCUAGAACAUCUCAAGGGACAGCUUCUUCUGUUUUAGCAUCAAAAUACAGAGACCAGGUUGAAGCUUCGUUCAGAAUGUACAAUGUAAAAGAAGACGAUAAAGUUUAUAUUAGCGAUAUUAAAGAAUUAUUAGUUUCUGCGAUUUCUCAGGUGAAUUCUUUUCAAUUGAGCCAGGAGCAGAUCUCACAAAUUAUCGACAGCUUGAUUAAAACAGAAAUGUGCCAUGAGGAUGAGAAUGGAAAGUAUAUUGAUAAAAACUCUUAUAAGAGGAUGGUUAUGAAUGAUAAUCGAGUUGUAAAGUGGCUAGGAAUCGAUAUGGAAAGAGUCGCUCAUAGUAAUAGACAAGUUGUUAUUAAAAAAUCAAAAUCAAGGUGCUUACCUCUGUAA